Nothoprocta perdicaria is the source of this 558-nucleotide messenger RNA. Its product is annotated as heat shock protein beta-11-like. Gene Ontology annotation, biological process: response to heat; protein refolding. Gene Ontology annotation, molecular function: protein folding chaperone. NCBI's taxonomy places the organism in Eukaryota, Metazoa, Chordata, Aves, Tinamiformes, Tinamidae. The coding region runs from base 1 to 558 and encodes 185 amino acids. The transcript has a single exon. The record is from RefSeq and is a predicted model, not a curated record.
AUGCUCUGCCGAAUGCACCUUCUGCCCUUCGCCACCCGCCUGGGCACCGUGAGGACCCUGUGGCCGAGCGCGGAGACCAUCUUCGCCGACCUGCAGCAGGAGAUGGAGCGAGUGCGCGAGUUCAUGAGCGGCUUCGAGAGCCUCCUGAGCAGCCAAGGCAGCUUCGCCGGCGACCGUGCCCAGGGCUCCGUGACGGCCGCAGCGCCGACCUCCGGCGAGGGCUUCUCCGUGUGCCAGGACGUGAAGGACUUCGCGCCCGAGCAGCUCUCAGUGAAGGUGGUGGGCAGGAAGGUGAUGCUGGUGGGGCAGAAGGAGACGCAGAGCGCCGACGACAAGGGCGCCUUCUCCUACAAGUACGAGGUGCUGAAGCGCGAGUGGGACGUGCCCGAGGACGUGGACGCCGAGGCGCUGAGCUGCUCGCUGCGCGACGGCUGCCUGCGCAUCGCGGCGCCGCGCCGCGCGCUGCCGCCCGUGCCCGAGCGCAACGUGCCCAUCGAGCUGGCACCACAGCCCGUGCCCGCCGCCGAGGACGGCGCCGCCGCCGCAGCCAAGGCGUAA